Triplophysa dalaica is the source of this 1018-nucleotide messenger RNA. RefSeq lists its product as uncharacterized. The record is from RefSeq and is a predicted model, not a curated record. NCBI's taxonomy places the organism in Eukaryota, Metazoa, Chordata, Actinopteri, Cypriniformes, Nemacheilidae. The transcript has 2 exons. The coding region runs from base 1 to 771 and encodes 256 amino acids.
AUGGGCCUUUCACACCCAUUAUUGGCUUCUCAGGGGUUUCCAGCAUUGCAUGGCGGAAAUGAUCUGUCUCUGUCCUUAAAGGUGGUUCUGGUGUUUCCCAUACAUGCGAGCAAUGUUAGCGCACACAGCUCGGUUCCGGUUGAAAAUCCCCUGCAGCUGGGAAACUUUGUCACGGUGAGACGGCAUAGUCGCAAGACAAAACAUCACUCAACCGUUCCGAUUAAAGUCUCGAACAGGUUUGCCCCGCUCAGUGACGCACCGACUGAGAAACCUGCUGAAAGUGCCCUAGUGAUCGGUGAUUCUAUUGUCCGGAACGUUAACAUAGAGACACCUGCCACCAUAGUCAAAUGUUUACCGGGAGCCAGAGCGCCUGACAUCAAGUCAAAUUUAAAUGUGCUGGCUAAGACUAAUCGUAAAUACAGUAAGAUUGUUAUUCAUGUCGGCACAAAUGAUGUUAGACUCCGUCAAUCGGAGAUCACUAAAGAUAAUAUUAAAGAGGUGUGUGAGCUCGCAAAAACGAUGUCAGACACUGUAAUAUUCUCUGGCCCCCUUACUUCUUACCGUGGUGAUGAGAUUUAUAGCAGAUUAUCAUCACUAAAUGGCUGGUUGUCUGAGUGGUGCCUGCAGAAUAAUAUAUAUUUUAUAAAUAACUGGAAGAGUUUUGAGGGCAGACCUGACCUGUUGAAACGAGAUGGUCUCCAUCCCUCCUGGGAUGGGGUUUCCCUCCUCUCUAGAAAUUUGGCACACAGUCUUAAUAAUGCUAAAGGCUGACUACCUAGGGCCCAGGUCAGGAAGGAGACGGAAUGGCUUAACCAACUGUCUGCUUGCCGUCUCGCGUUACAGAAUACACAAAAUAUACAACAUGUAAUAAUCCCUUCUUACAAACAACAUCAAAUAGAGACUGUGUCUGUCCCCCGGAUUAGCAAACAUAAGAUAUUGCAUAAACCUCUUGAAAGUAAUUUAAUAAACGUUAAACAAAUCAAACAUGAACAAAAUACAGAUAAUCAACUGUUACGAC